Ziziphus jujuba (common jujube) is the source of this 1134-nucleotide messenger RNA. Its product is annotated as NDR1/HIN1-like protein 12. The transcript has a single exon. The coding region runs from base 133 to 993 and encodes 286 amino acids. NCBI's taxonomy places the organism in Eukaryota, Viridiplantae, Streptophyta, Magnoliopsida, Rosales, Rhamnaceae. The record is from RefSeq and is a predicted model, not a curated record. Gene Ontology annotation, cellular component: plasma membrane.
CUUUCCUUCCCUACUCUUCGUUGUCAUUUCUCUCCCAAAAAUAAAAAUAAAAAAGAAAAAAACUUCUCUCUCUCUCCCUCUGCCUGUCUCUCUGUAGAUUCUAGGGGAGAGAGAAAGUUUAUACAGGAAACCAUGAAAGCUUCUUCUUCAUCAUCAUCAUCAUCAUCAUCCGAUGACCAACCCAAGAAAUACCCGGUGGGUCAUUCGGACAUGAACUAUCAUCAUCAUCAGCCCACAGGCAACCACCAAGGUUACCCACCAUCUUCGGUGACGGGUUACCCGCCAACAGUGGGUUAUCCACAUGGCCAACCCGGAUAUCCACCCCAGUAUCAAGGCUAUCCUCCCAAUGCCUAUAACUAUCAUCCGUCGGGUCCUUAUUACAACCCGCAAUCCGAAUCUCCGGCCGGCUCGGCUUUUGUUCGCGGGUUCGUUGUCAUGUUCAUCAUACUGAUUACAUUAACAUGUAUAUCCAGCAUCAUCGUUUGGAUUGUUCUACGCCCCGCGACUCCCGAAUUCAGAGUCGAUUCGUUAACCGUCACGAAUUUCAAUGUCUCGAAGGCGAACUUCACGGCGAAUUGGGAGGCGAACAUCAUGGCCUACAAUCCCAACCACAGACUGAAAGUGUACUUCGAUCGGGUGCAGAGUUUCGUUUAUUACGACGAGGAUCACUUGUCGUCGGCGGCGGUGGAUCCGAUGUUCUUGAACACCAAGGCACGUGAGGAGAUGAAGCUCAAGUUGGCGACCAACAGUAUGGACGAGCACGUGGUUGCUGACUGGGUGUUGGACGACAUUGUAAAGGAACGGAACGGCGGGUCGGUGACAUUCAAUAUGAGAAUGUUGGUGUUCUCGACGUUUAAAUCUGGGGUUUGGUGGACCAGACACGCCACUUUGAAGGUUUUCUGUGAGGAUUUGAAGGUUGAUUUUAUCGGCAAUGCAAUGGACGGGAAGCUAGCCGCUGCGAAAGACGAGCAGUGUAUCGUUUAUUAUAGCUGAUCAACUAUACUUUUUCUUUUAAUUUUUAUUUUUAUUUCUCAUAGAUAUUGUAAUUGUGUGGUGAUGGAUAAUGUAGAUAUUUCCCAUGGAAAUAGUUAUUCAUCGAUUUGUAGAUCAAUUAAUUGUUACAUAUUCUUCUUU